AUGGGAACUGGUACAGCUGUGAGCGGACGAGUGAGGAAAGAUCUGUCUGAGAUAUCAAACGAACCGAAUCCAAAUGGGAAUAUUCCGGUGGCGAAACCGAUCUCCGCCGCUCAGGAGAAUCGUCCAAACUCACUGUUCGCUAAUGGCAAUUCCGGAGCCGUCCCUUCCCCUGAAAACAUUCAGAUGCUUCGAUCCGUUCUAGAUGAAAUGAAGCCUGAAGAUGUUUAUGUGAGUCCUGAAAUGUCGUCUUUUGGAUCUCAACCGAUGGGACAAUCUCCGGUGGUGACGUAUCUUCACCUCUAUGAAUGUCAUAGAUUCUCGAUUGGCAUUUUCUGUUUACCACCAUCUGAGCCGAGUUCGGACACUCGUUUGGCGGAAGUGAAAGUGGAUUCAGAGUUUACGGCACCUUGUGAAACUUCUAUACUCGUUCUUGAUGUUCUUGGUCCUCCUUACUCUGAUCCGGCGGGACGACAUUGCACCUACUAUUUCGAUUACCCGUUUUCGAAAUUCUCAGUUGAUGGAGUCGAUGUUGCUGAAGAGGAGAAGGAAGGCCAUGCAUGGUUGACAGAGAGGGAAGAGGAACCAGAGGAUUUGACGGUUAUGGCGUUGAUGUAUAGUGGACCAACAAUCAAAGAAUGA
This is a messenger RNA of Microthlaspi erraticum, 639 nucleotides long. The record is from the annotation of a GenBank genome assembly. NCBI's taxonomy places the organism in Eukaryota, Viridiplantae, Streptophyta, Magnoliopsida, Brassicales, Brassicaceae.